AUGGACGGCCCGGCGCGAUGCAACGGGCUGCGGAAGAAGCGGCGAUCGCGCUCCCAGCGCGACCGGGAGCGGCGAGCCAAGGGCGGCCGGCGGGGCGCUGCCUCCGGCGGGGCCGCCGGCUCCGGGGCCGCCGCGGCGCUCUCGUCCUCGGGCUCCGAGAAGGAAGACAAUGGGCCCCCGGCGCCGUCCCGGCCGCGGCCCCCCCGCAGGAAGCGGCGGGAGUCCUCCUCGGCCGAAGAGGACAUUAUCGACGGCUUCGCGAUGGCCAGCUUCGUCACUUUGGAGGCGCUGGAGAAGGACGUAGCUCUGAAGCCUCAGGAACGUGUGGAGAAGCGACAGAAUCCUCUAGCCAAGAAGAAACGGGAAGCACUUACCAAUGGGUUGUCGUACCUGCCAAAAAAGAACAGACUUCACCACCACCAGUACAACUCCGACCGAGAAAAUGAUCGUAAUCUUUGUCAGCACCUUGGGAAAAGGAAGAAAUUACCGAAGGGCCUCAGACAGCUCAAGCCAGGUCAAAACAGUUGCCGAGACAGCGACAGUGAAAGCGCCAGUGGGGAAUCGAAAGGUUUCCAUCGAAGUAGCUCUCGGGAAAGACUCAGUGACAGCUCAGCUCCUUCCAGCUUGGGAACAGGCUACUUUUGUGACAGCGACAGUGAUCAAGAGGAAAAGGCAUCUGAUGCCAGCUCUGAAAAACUGUUCAACGCUGUUACAAAUAAAGAUAAAGAGUUAGGAGUCAGUGCGCUAGCCGAAAAUGUCGACCCUGGUGCUAGGGGGCCAGCUGUCCCGAAAAUAUCAGGAUUAGAGAGGAGUCAAGAGAAGAGCCAGGACAGCAGCAAAGACCCAAUACUUGAGCCUGUGGUGCCUAAAGACCCUUGUCCUCAGGCGGCCCAGCCUUUGGCCCAGCCCCAGCUGGAGCCGCAGCCAGAGGCGCCUUGCCCCAGCCCCGCGCUCGCCCCGUGCCCGGAGGCUCCAGCCCCACCAGCCCCACCGCCAGCCGCCCAGCCACUGCCAGCCCCAGAGGAGGCCGCCCGCCAGCCCGCGCCGCAGCCGCCCAUCCAGCACCCACCGCGGCCGCAGUCACCAGUGCAGCCGGCCCAUCCCAACCUCCCUCCAGUGCAGCCCCAUCCGGCCUCUCAGAGCCUCUCGCAGCCGCUCUCCGCCUACAACAGCAGCAGCUUAAGCCUCAACAGCUUAAGCAGCAGCAGAAGCAGCACUCCUGCCAAGACUCAGGCCCCCCCUCCACACAUAUCUCACCACCCUUCAGCCUCACCGUUCCCCCUCUCUUUACCAAGCCACAGCCCGCUGCAUACCUUCACGCCCACCCUCCAGCCCCCCGCACACCCACAUCACCCCAAUAUGUUUGCCCCUCCUACGGCUUUGCCUCCUCCACCGCCAUUGACGUCAGGGACCCUGCAGGUUCCAGGACACCCAGCUGGUAGCAGUUAUUCAGAACAAGAUCUUCUUCGUCAGGAACUAAACACGCGGUUUUUGGCCUCACAGAGCGCAGAUCGCGGGGCCUCCCUGGGCCCGCCUCCGUACCUGAGGACCGAGUUCCACCAGCACCAGCACCAGCACCAGCACACACACCAACACACACACCAGCACACCUUCACGCCUUUCCCUCACGCCAUCCCACCCACUGCCAUCAUGCCAACGCCAGCACCACCCAUGGUGCGUACCCCAGGCAGAAAUUUUGACAAAUACCCUACAAAAGUUGACCCCUUCUACCGUCACAGUCUGUUUCACUCCUAUCCUCCAGCUGUAUCAGGUAUUCCUCCCAUGAUUCCUCCAACUGGCCCGUUUGGCUCACUACAAGGAGCAUUUCAACCCAAGACUUCCAAUCCUAUUGAUGUUGCAGCCAGACCUGGAACUGUCCCACAUACCCUUCUACAGAAAGAUCCACGGUUGACAGAUCCGUUCAGGCCCAUGUUGAGGAAACCCGGAAAGUGGUGCGCUAUGCAUGUUCACAUUGCCUGGCAGAUAUACCAUCAUCAACAGAAAGUCAAGAAACAGAUGCAGUCAGAUCCACACAAGCUGGACUUUGGCCUGAAACCUGAAUUUCUGAGCAGGCCACCAGGCCCCAGCCUUUUUGGAGCCAUCCACCACCCCCAUGACCUGGCUCGGCCCUCGACUCUCUUCUCCACAGCCAGUGGGGCUCACCCAGCUGGCACCCCUUUUGGCCCUCCACCUCACCACAGCAACUUUCUCAACCCAGCUGCUCACUUAGAGCCUUUCAAUCGACCAGCUUCCUUCAGUGGUCUCACUGCAGUGGGUAGUAAUGCCUUCGGGGGACUCGGGAACCCGACAGUUACACCCAACUCAAUGUUCGGCCACAAGGAUGGCCCCAGUAUGCAGAGCUUUAGCAACCCUCACGAGCCCUGGAACCGACUGCACCGAACUCCUCCUUCGUUCCCGACCCCUCCGCCCUGGCUGAAGCCAGGAGAGCUGGAGCGCAGUUCAUCUGCUGCAGCUCAUGACAGAGAUAGAGAUGUAGAUAAACGAGACUCAUCUGUUAGUAAAGAUGACAAAGAAAGGGAGAGCAUUGAGAAAAGACACUCCAGCCAUCCUUCGCCAGCACCUAUCCAUCCAGUGAACUCCCUCGGACAUAAUCGCAGCUCAAAUGAGCAGAUCAGGAGCCAUCUGAAUCCCGAGGUUCGAGAAAAAGAGAAACCCAAAGAGCGAGAGAGGGAUCACUCCGAAUCUCGGAAGGAAAUUAAUGUCGAAGAGCACAAGGUGAAGGACAACUAUAUUUCAGAGAAAGAAGGCCUGAGCCAUGAAAGCCGAGUGGUGGAAGAAUCAAAGCAAAUGUCCAGGGUUCCUUCACCCUAUGCUAGGCCCCCUGUUGUGGAGAGCACCAGGCCUAAUAGUACUUCAAACCGUGAGACUGAGAGGAAGAAUGAGCCGGCAUAUGAUAAUCCGAAGAAAAGCAAUGAAGUCAAGGUGAAGGAGGAGCGAAAGGAAGACCAUGAUGUUCAACCUGAGGGACCUCAGACUCACAGGUCAUCUGAUCAGCCCCCGCCUAUAUCUACAUCUAAUGUCCAUCCAAGUCCUUUAGUGUCUAUGCCCAUGACUGUAGGUGUAACUGGUAUACAUCACAUGAACAGCAUCAGUGGCCUGGAUAGGACUCGCAUGAUGACCCCUUUUAUGGGAAUUAGCCCGAUUCCUGGUGGAGAACGUUUCCCCUAUCCUUCUUUCCACUGGGAUCCAAUGAGAGAUCCCUUAAGAGAUCCUUACAGAGAUCUAGAUAUUCAUCGGAGAGACCCCCUGGGCAGAGACUUUUUGCUAAGAAAUGACCCCCUUCAUCGUCUUUCUACACCAAGAUUAUAUGAAGCCGACAGGUCAUUCAGGGAUCGGGAACCUCACGACUACAAUCACCACCACCAUCACCACCACCCUCUUUCUGUUGACCCGCGACGUGAGCAUGAGAGGGGCAACCACUUGGAUGACAGGGAGCGGUUGCACAUGCUCAGAGAGGACUAUGAACAUGCACGCCUGCACUCAGUUCACCCUGCCACCUUGGAUGGGCACCUGCCUCACCCAAGCCUAAUCACACCAGGACUUCCUAGCAUGCACUACCCCAGAGUCAGUCCCCCGACGGGACACCAAAAUGGCAUCCUCAAUAAAACUCCCCCAACAGCAGCUCUCAGUGCCCCUCCACCUCUUAUUUCUACUCUGGGACCUCGGCCUGGGUCUCCCAGAAGGACUACUCCUCUGUCGACAGAGAUGAGAGAGAGGCCUCCUUCUCACACCCUCAAGGACAUUGAAGCUCGAUAAGCAGAGUGAGACUAAAUGAAAACCAGAGAAAGAGGGACAGAAUGUUGUAAAUGAACAUAAUAUAAAAACCUUCUUACUAGUCAUUGAUACAGACUGGGGAUGUAACCCACUGUACAAUAUGUAUAGACCUGAGUGCAAAGAUUUUGAAAUGUUUUUUUUGUAUAUUAUAUGUUGAAAUUUUCCAGAUCUUUUAGCCAAGUCCAUAUGUUCCUUGUGUCUUCUACUCUAUUUUAUUUCUAGUUUAAAAUUUUCAAAUUUGAACUGAAGAACAAGACAUUACUCUGAAUGAUUUGACUAGAAACAAGCCACCACCAAUGACAACCGUACAACGCUCUUUCAGAAAACAAGUGAAAACAAUUGUAGAUAUUUAUGUAAAAAGAGUGCUUCAUGGGUUAAUGGUUCAUAUAUGCAAAAAGGGUAAGAUGAAAGCUUUACUUUGUACAAAUGUAAAUAGAUAAAAUUAAGUAACAUAAUACAUUAAUACUUCUUAAACUGUGCUAUUUGCAAACUUAAUAUUGAUCAACACAGUCUGCUUAUGCUGUGUUACAUAUAUUGUUAUAGACAGCUAAACCCCUUCAACUAUGCAAUGAAUUUUAAGGCUUUUCACAAAAGCCUUUAUAACUCAAAGGAGCCUUUUCAACACACAACAUACUUAAAGUCAUAUUUUCCCUGAACAAGCUCAUCUAUACUAGAAACCUAUUUCUCUUGCUUGUUUUGAUGAAGAAACAGCCCAUUAGAAGUGUAGUUUUCUGUCUGAACCCCUGCAUCAAGAUGCUGAUGUUACUGUAGCUCAUGUAUUCCUUAGAAUGCGUCAGGUUAGCAAUCUAUAAUCACUGAUACUGUAGUCAUGACUGAUGGGUUUUUAGUCACAUUAAUAUGGGUUAAACAGAAUAAUAAUCAAAUGCUGGAUAUUUUCCAGAACCUUCGUCACUUAACAUGUCAAAUUUAUUUUUGGAAGAACAUCUGGUUAUAACCAUUCAUGUCUGUUUUUAUUGCCAGUGUGUCAUUUUAAUCUGUACACACACUUUUUUUUUUUUGUUAAGCGAUUUUUUAGCUAUGUUGAAACAAAUCCUACAAGAAAGCCAAUACUUUUCUAAAUGAUGGAUAUGUUUUCACUGUGGAUCAGUAGUUUAAUUAAUGAACUCCGAUGCAGAUUUCAUAAUGCAACUUAUUGUAUUUCAGUUGGUAAUAAAGUCUGUGAAUAGUUAACAGGUCAACCUUGUUGUUCCCUAAUCAUGGAGGAUAUAACCUGAAGAACACGGUCCUUUUUAACAAUAUGCAUCAAUCUUCUGAAAUCUGUCUUUUCAUAACACACUUUUUUAUAAUGCGUUAAGUUUCUUGUCUAAAUAUUUGGAGAGAAUAUGACUUUAUCAGAGAGAAUUCAAUAUCUUGUCUACUGGACUGUAAAAUAUAUGUAUGAAAUAAAAUUAGUUCCAUUGGU
Cygnus atratus (black swan) is the source of this 5218-nucleotide messenger RNA. It is a transcript of the gene AUTS2, whose product is annotated as activator of transcription and developmental regulator AUTS2. Bases 1 to 3777 code for a protein of 1258 amino acids. The record is from RefSeq and is a predicted model, not a curated record. The transcript has 19 exons. NCBI's taxonomy places the organism in Eukaryota, Metazoa, Chordata, Aves, Anseriformes, Anatidae.